Molecule: messenger RNA, 10599 nt
Organism: Procambarus clarkii (red swamp crayfish)
Lineage: Eukaryota; Metazoa; Arthropoda; Malacostraca; Decapoda; Cambaridae
Source: RefSeq, a predicted model, not a curated record
UCACACGCACGCGCGUGUGUGUGAGUGUGUGGUGGCUACUUUACCUUGGGGGACGAUGCUGUGACCAGGACCCCUUCUCCCUCCCCUCCCCCAUCCACACCAUCAUGAAGAGUCCCCCUCUGGAAGGUGGAGAAGGGCCCUGCGAGAUCCUACAGGAUGCAGUGCACUCUGGGUUGUCCCUGCUGGCGGGCGGAGGGGGUGAAGGUGGGGGCGUAGGUGGGGUGCUGGGGCUUGACACGCAGGAGGCACCACGAGCACCCCAAGAGGCUCUCACCUUCCUCCAGGGAGACCUCGUCCCGCACACCAACUUCACGCACACCUUCCUCAAGUCCAUACUCACCUCCAUCGACAGCAAGGACCCUGUGGUGGCUAAUGCGUGGUUGGAGACAUUGUUGGAUGUAAUAGACCUUCUUCCCAAAGAAGUCAUUAAAGAUGAGAUUUUAACUCUAGCAGUGAGCAAGGGCCAAUCCCAGCAGGUGUCGGCUCGCCUGGCUGCCUGUAAGCUCAUUGGAAAAAUAGCUACCAAGUUCGAACCAUUCCUGUUGAAAACUGAAGUAGUUGGUGUUGUACAAAGCUUGUGUCAAGAUGUAUGUGGAGAGGUACGAGGCAGUAUGUGUAGUCAGCUGGCUGCUGUGGCAAGGGGUCUGGGUCUGGAUGCCACCAAGACUCACAUCCUGCCAGAGCUUGUGGAUCUCUGCUCUGACGAGGAGACCAAUGUGCGGUUGGCCGGGAUAAACACAGUAGUGCUUAUGAUUCCUCUGCUUGAUGAUGAAACUCGAGUUGGAACACUUGUUCCACUUGUGAGGAAGGUAUGUGAGCGAGCACUAAGAGUAGAAGACGCAUCUUUACCUGUAACUGCACAUCUUUUGGGCCGCAUAUGCCACGGGCUGCAUGAUGAACUGACUGAAGAUCAGAAGAACUGGUUCUUGAAUUUUUACUGUACACUAGCAAAGUUGGGACUCCCUGACUCCAAAAAAACAGAACUUCCGAUGCCAGAUUUGGUAGCAGAAGUUCGUAAUGGAGAGUAUGAGGCCGAGUGUCGGCAGCAGUGUGCAUAUAAUUUGCCAUGUAUGGUAGCAUUUGCUGGAGGAUCGACCACCUACCGAACCAGUCUGCACGAUACGGUCUCGUCUCUCAUUACUGAUCCCAGUCAACAGGUUCGAACAACUGUAGCAGCAGCCUUUCAUCAGCUGUGUACUUUGGUGGGUAGUGAGGUGGGACUUGUGAAGGAGGGACUUCUACAGUUGUUACGCUCUGAAAGCCUGGACAUAUUGGCAGCAUUAAUGCCCAACCUUCCUCAUAUAAUCACCACCAUGCACAGACACAAUGCAGUUACUCCACAGUCUCCUAGAGGAGAGCUUAUGGAAGUGGUGGGGGCCAUCAAGCAAGGGGAGGAGACACUGAGCAUCACAAGCAUGUGGCGAGUGCAUGCUGAAGCUCUGACUCAAGCAGCUGCUCUCGCUCCCUGCCUUCCCACCGACCUCAUCUUCACUCAACUUGUUCCUCUUAUGUUCAUUAGGAUGCAAACAGCUCGGCCAAUUCCAUGUCGACUUGCAGCAGCCAGGACUCUGCUGGUUUACCUCCGACACAUGAACACCUCGGAGCAGAGAGAACAUAUCAGUAAUACUCUUGUGUCAGAAUUUUGUGAAGGAAAUAGUUGCCACAAGCGAAUGCUGUUUCUCAACGUAGCUACGAUGGUUCUAGAAAUGUUCUCCAAGGCUUUCUUCAAGUCUUAUUUCUUCAGGCCACUACUGUCUUUACAUUGUGAUCAAGUCCCCAACAUUCGGUUGAAGCUGGUAGUGCUACUUCCCCAGAUGAAAGCCACAAUUUCACUGCCUGAAGAUAAAGCCAGGCUUCAGGAGCUAGAGACUGUAGUGGGCAGCUUACUAGUGAGCGAGAAUGACAGGGAUGUGUCAGCGGCCAUAUCUACUACUAUCACUCAGCUCGACAAGAUUGAAGUCUGUGAAAGCCAGCGUGGUUCUCCUGAAGGUGAAUCAGGUGGGCAGGAGACAGAGGAUGAAAGAAGGGAGAGACAAGAGCGAAGAGUUGUUACAGAUUCCAAGGCUGUCGACAAAAAAUCUCCAGAUGGAAACCGAGGUGAUGGAGUAGGCCUAGGUGAGAGGCGCUCGAUACAAAGGUCAUCCAACCGCCGCAGUUCGGGCAUUGGUCGAUUACCCUCAUAUUUAGAAAGAAGGCGUAGCAACUCUCAUGCACCAACAAAACCACCAGAUGAAUGUACAAUACUACGUGGUGGUGCGUAUCAAGCUUCUACUACUAACACAUCUCCUAGCUCUGCUACUAACCCCAAUGAAUGGUCUCUUGAUGAUGAUGAUGAUGACAACGAGUUGGACAUAAGCGACAUCUGUGAUGAGGUCCUCCUUAGUCCUGAAGAACCUAGCAUUGAUUGGGAUGAGCAGCUUUCUCCUGAGUCACCAAGAAUCAUUAGAGAGCCUCCAUCUUCAGCUUCAUCACAUGUCUCUAGAUCACUGCACUCAAGAGAUAGACACUUAGAAUCAAGAGAUUUGCACUCAGAUUCAAGAGAGAGGCAUUCAGAUUCCAGAGAUAAUCUCUCUGGUUCAAGAGAUGGUCUCUCAGGAUCUAGAGACAAACUUUCAGAGUCAAGGGAUCGUCACUCAGAUUCUCGAGAAAGACUUUCAGAUAAACAUACCAAACAUGUGUCUUCUCGGCGACCACCUUAUGCAUCUUUACCAUCAGAUAGUGGUGAAAAUGAAGAUAGAAUAUCAGAGAAGCUUUCAGCCAGAGAGGUCUUCUGGUUGCGCACAUCUCGUCCUCGUUGGCGGAGAAAAGUUGCAUCAGCAGAUACCAGCCCUGAAGAGCCACGGCGAAAUAGAUUUGGUCGAGGAUGGUCAAUUGAUGGACGUGGCAGUCACUCAGACACUGAAGAUCCAGAUAUUCUAUAUGAUGGCCGUCGUCAGACAAGUAAAGAAACCAAAAUUCAGUCAAGCUCUCACAAUACUGCUAGCCCACCAAGUCCACAUGGUAUGUACACUUGGCCUCCACAACAUACCCGUCACCGCCACCAUAGUGCUUCAGAGUCAGAGGAAUAUGAGAAUGAACCAGAACCAGGACCUGGUCACCAUGACACAUCACAACACCCUGGUAAUUCCUAUGAUACAAUGUCAUGUCGACGUACCCCUUCUACACAUCUCUAUGAAGCUCCCAUUCAUAAAAACCGUCAUUUUGAUGUUUCUUCUCGAAGGAAUGAGCCAUCUGAUGCAUUUAACACUCGCUCUCAUCACUUGGAUAAACCCUCUAAACGCCACAGCAAAAUUUCCAAUUAUUCAGAUUCAUCUACUCAUUUCUACAGUUCAUCCAAUAAAGAAGAAAGUUCUUCCAAAAAAUAUAAUACUUCUUCAUGCUCUCUGGACCCAUCUAUCCACCACUUACAAUAUGGAAGUCAUGCAAGUGAAAGUAAGAGUUCUACAAGUGGCAGACAACGAGAGCGAUCCCCACAACCUCUACCCGGCACCAGACCUCAUCAUGUUGCUUAUCCUCUGGAUUCUGAAGAUCCUUAUAUCUAUCAUGGUUUUCCCCCAACCCUUCCUCCUCAUCUUUCUGCAAUGUACUCUCCCCGAUCUCUUCCAACACAUUUUUCAUAUGAUCAUCCUGAAGAGUACCUAUCUUCUCUUGCUUUUACUGAACCAUUUAGCCCUGACCCUUAUCAUGCAGAAAUGUUUGCUGCUGCUGAAUUUUAUCCACGAGAACCUUAUCCUCAGUACAGUUAUGAUGGUGAUAGAUCCCGGGGAGCCCAUGAGCAUGAAGCUAGAAUGAUGGAGCAGCCUCUCCAUUCAUAUUUUUUAUUAGACACUGCAGAACUAGCACCUUGGUCCUCGCCUCCAGCUUAUCCUAUUGGACCACUAGGUGCUUCCUGGUUACAACAUGGCCUUCACCCUUUGGCUCGCAUUCCUCCUUGUCUUAUUCCUACACCUUAUUCCCGCCCUAGACCCCAUAUCCCUCUUGCCUCACCCCCAUGGCGCCUUACUCAUCCUGCUUCUCUCCCCAGCAUGUCUACACUCGACCCCACUACGGAUGAGUUCUUGGUUGAUGCUGGUAUUCGUAUAGAUGAAUCAGUCAUCAAUAGUCGUCUGCCCACUCCACAGAACAGUGCUUCACGGAUUUCUCGCUGGAGGGCCUCAGAUCGCACUUAUGGUAGCCAUCUAUCUACGAACAAUGAAGGUGGUACUAUGGAUAACAAGAAUCGUGGUAGCAAUAAUUUGGGUAGUUCCCGUUUGAGACAACCCUCCUCCAUUGCUUCAGUAAGUAGAAUACCAGCACCACCAGGUGCAAUAGGGCACCAGAGUGAGUCUCCUCGUGGUCAGGAUAACCAGACUAUUAAUCAUAGGGAUAGUCAGAACACUUCAGGUUCAAGAAGAGGCAGCCAAGGUGGCAAUGGAUCAACUGUUAACAAUGUUGUUACGCGUCUUCGACCACCAUCUCGUCCCAACAGACCAGUUUCAACUGUUGCUCCAUCUCCAUCUCGUGGGCUGCUUCCAUCACGUACAAAGUCUCUCAGUCAUGAAAACUUGCGCACAUCUCCUUCCAGAUUAGCUCUUCCAACUUCUCCAUCAGUGUCUCCAAAUUCUUCCCGUGCCACUUCCCCACAAACUUCUCCACAGGAAACUGAAAAUCGUCCUAGAACCCUUAAUGUGGUGGGGUCACGCUUGAGGCAACCACAAGUUCGUACUCCUAGAAACAGAGGAUCUAGACCUACAAGUUGCAGUUCCUCCCCAGGGGGUUCACGCUGUUCUUCCCCAGGGCUGGAUGGACCCAUUAGUGGCUUUGGCAGAGGUAGCCGCAGCGGUAGCCAUAAUGGGAGUACAAGUUCAUCCCCAGCCUCUUCUCGCUGCUCCUCACCUGCUGCAGAAGAUCUGCGUUCCUUGACUCGGGGUUCACAACACAGGUCAUCAGCGUCUGUGACACGUGCUAAUUCAUCUACAACUAGAUCUGGUCGUCAUACUUCUAACUCCACUUCUGAACAAGUUACCACUCCUCCCUCUCCAAUACCUUCACCACGUUCCCAACGUCAGGGUUCAUCCAUUCCUAAGCCAUCAUCUGUUUCAAGGGGAAAACCAGCUGGGAGUAAAUUGCCCCUUCCUACAUCAGCAAGAAACUAGUUUUAGUACAGUCUUUGUUACAUCAACUUAAUUCGUAUUUCUUAUAUGAAUUAUUUUUGGAGUACUUAAGAGGUGAGCUCAUGUUUUUUUUUUUUUUUUUUAAAUAUGGUCUCCCUUUAUAUGCAGGUAUUAAGAAAAUAACAAUUCUGAAUGCUAAUGAAUGCUAGGAGUCAAAACUAGGAACAUUUUUUUUGUGUUUUUCAAGCAUGGCUAGACUCUUUUAUUUUUUAAAUUUUAUGUACAUUGUCAAGACAGGCAAGUGUUUCAUUUGUUUAUAUUUUAUGGUCGCAUCUCAUAAAGAUUAUAUGAAGUGUGCCUAAAGUUAUGUGACUUAAAAAGACUUUCAAGCAUAUUUUGUUAUCUAGUCAACAGCUUUAUAUGAUUUUCAAAAUGUAAACUAUAUUGGUGAAUAUAGGCCAGUUUACUUAACAAAAAUUAACACUAUAUAAUAAUAUUAUAUACAAAUACAUUAAAAACAAAACAAAAAAUCUGAUGAAUAAUGUACCUAAUUGAUAUAAUAUUCCUGAAAAAAGCAGGUGCCAUUUCCAAAAGCCAUUGAAUAGGUUGUGAUAACUUUUGUUUUUUUAUGUAAUCCAAGUCUUUGUUUGGUUGUUGCAUGAUGGUGCCCAUUAACACAUACUAGAUCAAGAAUCUAUUUUUGUUAUAGGAAACAACAAAUGGCACAAUAUAUUAUUCGAUAAUUAUAGGUAUCCCCCAGCAGAAGUAUCUUAGGGUAUUAUUAAAUAUCUUUGUUUUUCUUUUGUUUUAUUUUCGUCAGGGUAUCUGUUCGCUAUCCCAAGAAUACUUCAUUGUAUUGGCUUGAAACUCUGCAUUCCUAAAUUUUAGUUAAAAAGAAUGCUGGUAUUGAAAAUAAGCAAUGAAGCCCCCAUGGCAACUCUGUUAUUUUUCAUGUAAUAUCUUUUGGAAACAUCAGUGUUUUGCCUUAAAACCUGAAAUACUUAUAUAUUGUCAUCAAACAUCUAAAGUUCAUUUUGCUAUUAGGCAGUGUAUCAAAAUAACAACACAAUAUUGUGUAUUUCUCUUUUAUUCUCUGCAAUAUUUUAAGAAUGCUUCAUCAUAUUUGUUUGAACCUGAAACAUUUAAGUAUAAUAAUACAGUCGAGCUUCCUAAUUAAUAUUGGGAAGUGUAGCCUUCCCAGGAUGCCAUUUUUAGUAUAAAAUAAAAUUCAGUACUCAAAGAUUCUUAGCAAUAAGGAGAAAUCAUUAGUGACAAGCCCCCAAGAGUUUUAUCAGCAAGUAUGGAUGUUCAUCUUUCCCCUCCACAUCUACUCCAAUACCCAACACUCACACUUCACACACAAGGCCUUCCUCCUAGCCCUCUACAUCUACCCCCCCUCCACUUACACUACAACCCACAGGGACAAGGGGGUAAUUAUAUUUGUAAUAUGGUUUGUAUUGUGAGAUAUGUCUGUUAUAGAAACUAGAGAUACUGGAUUUACUUUGGUUGGCUGCAUUUGAAAAGUAUCGAGUUGACAUUGACUGUGAUUUAGGAUGACACAAAGCUAUUGAUCUUCGGUACAGAAAUAAAGCCGUAAGAGUAAGAAGUAUUUAGAAAUAUUAAUGGUCGGCAAAUGAUCAUGAAUUCUUUUUAGUAAGUGCAAUACCAUUAUUAUUUAUUUGUUUAGUUAUUGUUAAACUGUAUGUAGCUAGUAAAGUUUGCAAUACAUGUAGAUUUAUUAGAAUAAUGCAAAUAUGGUAAUAAGUUCAUAGAUUAUUUAUGAACAAAUUUAUUUAAAUGUUGAAGUUUGAUGACUAAGUGAUAAAUACUGGAUCAUCAAUUGAGGACUUAAUAUAUUUAAGUGAUAUCUCCAUUCUUUAAAUGAAUGAUUGAAGUGUAAUUUCAUGCCAAUAUUAACAUAUUGUCAAGUGUUGCCAACUCGCCACAACAUUUUGGGUGUUGUCAUUACACUUGCGUAUAUGCUGUAAGAAAUGACCCAUGCAACAGGAAAAGUGGGUCACUUUGUUUUGAAUACAUGCCUGAAAGUCAAAAGUUAAAUGAAGUGUGCUGUUGGCAUUAUUCAUGGCAAUAUGUUCAUCUUUAUUGGCAUGCACUCAAUUAUAUAGAGUAAUAGCAUUCUAUUUAAUUUAAAUAACCUUAAAACAGCCUUAUUAAUGCACACAAUACAUAACAAAUGACCGGUGAGAACUAUAGGUAAAGUACACUGGCCAGAGAGAAAUUUUCUGAAUGAACAGAUUUGUAUUUGUAUUGUAUAACAUUUAUUAUCUCGAAGAAAGUAUCAAGCCUCAGCAUUUUCUUUUUCAUUAAGCUCAAUCUAAUAUUUAUUAAAAAUAACUUUAUUUUUCCUUGUCAAUGCAUUUGAAGCUAAGAUUUUUGUUUGAAUGUUGUAAUAAAUGUGAUUUAUAUAACAUACAUUUUUAAGAGUGAAAUGUAUUUCAGUAGUCAAUUAUAUUGACAGUAAUGUUGUUAAUUUAUUCAUAAUAUGUACAGACAGCAUUUCAUUUGAUAUUCAGGGUUAAGUAUAUUUAUUGUACUAUUUAAUAAUAUAUAGUUGAGAUGCUUUAGUAUUUGCCAAAUACUGUAUUGUUAAUUGUAACAAAUUUAAGCAAUGGUUCUUUGCCUGAGCAGCUAAAAUUUAUUUUAUAUAAUAAAUAUUUAGUUUUGCAUAUUCUUUUGUAUUAAACUGUUGUAAUUAUUUGGUAAUGUUUAUUACCAUGAGGAUAUAUGCUUGGGGUUUAAUUUAAUUGAUCUGUACAAUUUUAUUCUCUUAAGGUAUAUUUUUACUUAAUAUGAUUAUCUGUAUUUUCCAUUGUGCUAAUACAGGUACUUUAGAAAUAUAGCAACUACAAUUGCAGUAUUUGUUUUUGGAACAAAGUUAAUUUAUAGUAAACACAUUUGAUUAAUGAUAUAUAGAUAUCUUAUUUUUUUAUUGAUCAUUAAUGCAUGAAAAACCCAUAGAUACACCUACAAAGAAGACUGCAGCUGCUUGAGUGGAAGAUUGUGAGAUUGGUGCUGUUCAUUCUAGUAGCAUAGUUGUAAAACAUUAAUGGUAAGACAUCCUAUCUCACUCUGAUGCCAGUACACAGUAUUUUACACAACUGCAUUUUUUGGGUAGUAUAUUAUCACUAAUUAUCAGGUUUUAAGAAAUUUAGUACAAACAAUUUAAUAUGUGCAUUGUGUAAAAUGCUAUCAUAGUUGUAUUAUAUUGAAGUAACUGUGGUUUCAUUUAUGCCAAGUAAAUAAUUGUUCACAUUUAAUUAGUAAAUUUAAAUAUAUAGUUAAUACAGUCUUGAUAUUUUCAAAGUUCAUAUGUUUGUGUUUAUUUAUACCAGCGGCUUGGUAAAUCUCGCUACAUAUGUCUCGGUGGAGUGCUCUAACAUGCUGAAGAAAAGUCAUAUCUGAAAUACUGCAGCACUCCAAACUCGCCAGUUCCAAGGUUACAUAAUGUUGAAAUUGUUGUAAUGAAUUUUUCAAACCAUCAUUUGUUGAUUAAGAAUAUUUGUAAUUACAAAAUGAAUAUACUGUACAGUAUUCCCUAUGUUAAAAUAUUUUAUUGAAAAAAAGAAUAGUUUAUAGCAUUGAAGACCCAAAUGCAGAACUAGGAUUGUAGUUAUCAGUAACGGUUACUUGCCAUGUGUUGUACUAAUAUUAUUCUGAAAUCAUUAAGUUUAUUGUAAGUAUUCCAUUAAUUAUCUUGACAAAUAUGUAUGCAACUAUUACCUAGUCGUGCUUUUCAGUAAAGGUUUGUAGAACUUAAGAAUAUAAUAUCAGUAACUUCUAUUGUAGAGCUCUUACAUACAGUUAUUUCUUUACAAAGUACCCAGAAGAAGCAAUAAUGCCACUACAGUGGAAAGAUGGAACAUUCUACUGUAUAGUGAAUAUCAGGAUGAAUGUAGCAUAGAAAACACAAGUAGUUCUCAGUGUAUAUUGAAAAUUGGUGCUACAGUAUAAUAUUCAGUUUCAGCAUUUAGCAUGUAUGAAUAAUCAAACUCUUUUUCAUUUUUAAUCACCAUUUUGUGGCAUGUUUCAAUAAUGGCAAAAACCAUACUAGGUACCCUACAUAAUACCUAGGUACCCUACAAAUUUGUGAUAGUCAUAAAUGAUACUGUACCCACAAAUGAUACUCAUACAGCCCAAGCAUGCUGAAGUUAUUUGAUGAAAUAUGUGCCCAAAAUGAUCAUAAGCGCUGUCAGGUAUUGGGGUUAAAAGUAAGACGACUUCCCAAUACUUUUGUGCAGUCUGUAACUAAGUGGUUAUAGUACUGGACAUGCCAAGGGGCAUGGAGGCUCUGGCUGACCGGGUUCAGCUAAAACAGAUUCAAAGGUAUGCCACAGAACUAGUCCCCAAGAUGAGAGGUAUAAGCUACAAGUAAAGACUACUGAAUUUAAACCCUCACAACACUGGAAAUUAGAAGAGGUAGAGGAGACAUGAUUACUACUGAUAAAAUUCUCAGAGGAAUUGACAUAGUAUAUAAAGUCAAACUAUUUAGCACAGGUGGCAUAUAAACAAGGGGACAUGGGUGGAAACUUAGUACUGUAUGCAGAUGAAAAGUCACAAUAACAUGACUGAAAAAUGUUAAUCAAACCACACACUAGAAAUUGAAGAGACGAUGACGUUUCGGUCCGUCCUGGACCAUUAUCAAGUCGAUUGUGAAGAGACGAGGGAGGCAAGAGAUUGCCUCCAAAGAUAAGAGCAAGGCAAAGGCUUGCUCUUAUCUUCCUCUAAGAUUUCAGUCUCCUCACCUCUCUGUUGCCUUAUUUAAUCUCUUGCAUCCCUUGUCUCAUCACAAUCGACUUGAUAAUGGUCCAGGACGGACCGAAACAUCGUCAUCUCUUCAAUUUCUAGUUUGUGGUUUGGUCAACUUAGAAUUGUACUCAAAUGAGCCACAGAGCCAUUAGAAAGAUUUUUUAUUUGGUCAAUUCUUAACAAAUUAUUAAAUUUAACUAUUAAAUUAUUAAAUAGUUAACAAAUUAAGCAUUUUGUAGUGAUGUGGUGAAGGCAAACUCACUCACUCACUUAGGCAGACUUUCUAUAGUACAGUGAUAUGAUAUUUAUACAAAUAAAUAAAUGGUUAAAUAAAGACUACAGUAUUGACAUACUAAGAUAAUAAUAGUCAUAUUAUAAUAAGCUAUUGAUAAAUAUCUUGUCUAUGAUGAGUAAACAUCAAGUCCAUUUAGUUACCAAAAAUUUCCUGUGAAGAAUAAAAUGGUAUAUUUUUGAUUAUGAAAUCAAUUGCAAAUUUUGAUGAGGACAUAUAACAAAUAUGGUGAUGACAAACUUUAAACACGAUGGAAACAUAACGAGUUUAUAGAUCAUACAACGUGACGGUACAAUAAAUGGGAUACACAGUACAUGUAAACAUCUUGGUGUGUGGAGUUAGCAUUACACGUUUAACGGUUUGCUGUACUGUAUUGUACAGUAGAAGGAUUAUAAAUAUUCUGUAGAUAUAUAGACUGCAGUAUUGUUAAGUAAUGGUGUGCUAAAA